Messenger RNA from Lepidothrix coronata (blue-crowned manakin), 1615 nucleotides. It is a transcript of the gene TMEM209, whose product is annotated as transmembrane protein 209. Bases 1 to 1560 code for a protein of 519 amino acids. Gene Ontology annotation, cellular component: membrane. The record is from RefSeq and is a predicted model, not a curated record. The transcript has 9 exons. Lineage: Eukaryota; Metazoa; Chordata; Aves; Passeriformes; Pipridae.
AUGACUCCAGACAGGAGCCCGGACACGUCGGUGCUGGAGCUGGCCGUGAGGCUGAGGAAACAGGCCGAGUCCAGGAAGGUGGUGCUGGCCUGGGGGCUCCUCAACAUCUCCGUGGCCGGGCUCAUCUACACGGAAAUGACUGGGAAGCUCCUGAGCACGUAUUACAACAUCACCUGCUUCCCUCUGUGGUACAUCGGUGAGUCCUUCCCGCAUUCCAGGAGGGAUUCCGGGCUUUUUUUCCCCCGCUCGUUUUCUCCCCGUUUUAAAUUUAAACCCAAGUUUUCUGCGACCUCCCUCAGAACCGCCGGAAUUUCAUCCCUUUUAACGGCAGAGAAGGAGUUUUGCAUCAGGAAAACAAAAACAAUCCCACCAGGAUUGGUUUUUUUUUUUUCUCUCCCCCCUCCCCCUAAGGUUUCCAGCUUCAGCCACUCUCCCAAUGGAUCCCCCUAUUCCCCGGGAGCGGCGGAGGGCGGCGGGAUAAGGUCCCACUACCGGUUCUCCCCCAUCCUGUACAACAACAGCACCCACAAGGAUGACUACAUAACCGAUGUCAAAUCCCUGGACACCUUCCUGAGGAACGAGGAGGAGAAGCAGCACAGAGUCCAGCUGGGGAGUUCCGACUCCAGCUCCCCUUCCAGCAGCCCAACCUUCUGGAAUUACAGCCGCUCCAUGGCAGACCACGCCCAGAUCCUGAGGAAAUUCCAGUACCAGCUGGCCUGCAGGUCCCAGGCUCCGUCAGCACACAAGGAUGAGGCAGAUCUGAGCUCCAAACAGGCAGCAGAGGAGGUCUGGGCGCGGGUGACGAUGAACAGGCAGCUCCUGGAUCACAUGGAUUCCUGGACAGCCAAGUUCAGGAAUGUAAGUCCCACCUCCCAGGGCUUUAAAGACAAGGGGAGCAGGGAAUUCUCGGCCUGGGAUGGGCUGUCAAAUCCCACCCAAAGUGUUGGUCAUCUCCCUGAAUUCCUGGAACGAACAGGACAGGGAACGGAGCCGUCAAAGCAGACCCAAAACUCCACCAGAGCGGCCCCAAAAACGAUCUUUGUGGCCAGCAUCAGCAGCCUGAAGCAGGCAGCCCUGGUGAAAGCUCCUCUCAUCCCCACCCUGAACGCCCUGGUGCAGUACCUGGAUCUCACCCCCAACCAGGAAUACCUGGUGGAGAGGAUCAGAGAGCUUUCCCAGGGCGGCUGCAUGAGCUCCUUCCGAUGGAACGGAGGAGGAGACUUCAAGGGACGCAAGUGGGACACGGACCUGCCCACGGACUCCUCGAUCCUCAUGCACGUGUUCUGCACCUACCUGGACUCCAGGCUCCCUCCUCACCCCAAGUACCCCGACGGCAAAACCUUCACUUCCCAGCACUUCAUCCAGAGCCCCGAUAAACCAGACACUUCCAACGAGAACCUGUUCUGCAUCUACCAGAGCAGCAUCAACCCGCCCCACUACGAGCUCAUCUACGAGUGCCACGUCUACAGCCUGCCCAAGGUACGGGGUGGGAUGGGAUGGGAUGGGAUGGGAUCCUCCCGCUCCCAGGAAUCCUCUCCAGCUCCACUUCGGGAUGUUUGAACUCCUAAACCCAUUUAUGGGCUCUUUACCUCAGCCUGGCCCAGCCUGCUCUAAG